Molecule: messenger RNA, 699 nt
Organism: Zychaea mexicana
Lineage: Eukaryota; Fungi; Mucoromycota; Mucoromycetes; Mucorales; Lichtheimiaceae
Product: F-actin-capping protein subunit alpha
Exons: 6
Coding region: 1-699 (232 amino acids)
Biological process (GO): barbed-end actin filament capping; actin cytoskeleton organization
Cellular component (GO): F-actin capping protein complex; actin cortical patch
Molecular function (GO): actin filament binding
Source: RefSeq, a predicted model, not a curated record
AUGAGCGUUCCUAUUGAAGACAAGGUGAAAAUUGCCUCCAAAUUCCUUCUAGCCAGUCCUCCCGGUGAAGUCAACGAUGUAUUUAACGAUGUACGUACGCUUGUCGACAAUGAUGAAGCACUCCAAGACGGCAUUCUUCAAGCAUUAGAACAAUACAACACAGAACAGCUUAUCACUGUUACGCUGCCCGAGUCAGAUUACGAGGUCAUCGUAUCAAACCAUGGCAAAGUGGACGAAGAACGAUUUAUAGAUCCACGGUCGAAGCAGUCGUUCAAGUUUGACCAUAUGCGUUUGGUUGCCUCAGAUUUGCAACCACAUGAGGGCCACGCGUCGGUCGAACCACUUCGUGAAGCGAUCGAAAAGGAAGCAUUGACAUACGUUCAAGACCAUUAUCCCGAGGGUGUAUGCACUGUAUAUGCGCCCACAGAGUACCAAGUAGCGAUUGCCAUUGUAGACAACAAAUAUAACCCGGGCAACUACUGGAACGGUCGAUGGCUUUCAACAUGGACACUUGAUACCCAAACUGGUGAGCUCAAAGGCGCUACCAAGAUUAAUGUGCAUUAUUACGAGGACGGAAACGUGCAGCUGAAUGCCGACAAGUAUCAUGAAGCCAAAGUCUCUAUCUCCGAGGUAAAGAACCCUUGUAGGUGCAGUUCUUUCUCAAUGUCUAUCUCACUAAUUGUCUUCUGUUAUAUUUGA